This is a messenger RNA of Zonotrichia leucophrys gambelii, 1904 nucleotides long. It is a transcript of the gene SARS1, whose product is annotated as seryl-tRNA synthetase 1. Gene Ontology annotation, biological process: seryl-tRNA aminoacylation. The transcript is spliced from 11 exons. Gene Ontology annotation, cellular component: cytosol. Lineage: Eukaryota; Metazoa; Chordata; Aves; Passeriformes; Passerellidae. Gene Ontology annotation, molecular function: ATP binding; serine-tRNA ligase activity; tRNA binding. The record is from RefSeq and is a predicted model, not a curated record. Bases 69 to 1610 code for a protein of 513 amino acids.
UUCCGCGCACGCGCGCAGAGCAGCUGUCCCCGCCGGCGCUCCCGGUGCCGCCGCCGCCAUCACCCGUCAUGGUGCUGGACCUGGACCUGUUCCGCGCCGACAAGGGCGGAGACCCCGCCAUGGUGCGGGACAUGCAGCGCAAGCGCUUCAAGGACCCCGGGCUGGUGGAUGCGCUGGUGCGAGCGGACGGCGCCUGGCGGAGGUGCAGGUUUCGUGCCGACAACCUGAACAAGCUGAAGAACCUGUGCAGCAAAACCAUUGGGGACAAGAUGAAGAAAAAGGAGCCAGUAGGGACGGAUGAAUCUGUACCAGAGAGUGCACAGAACCUGGAUGAACUCACGGCUGAUGUCCUGGGGUGUCUCCAGGUGUCCCAGAUAAAGAAAAUUCGGCUGCUCAUUGAUGAGGCCAUCCUGGAGUGCGACUCCGAGCGCCUGCGGCUGGAGGCUGAACGCUUUGAGAGCCUCCGGGAGAUUGGGAACCUCCUCCACCCCUCUGUGCCCAUUAGCAACGACGAGGAUGUGGACAACAAGGUGGAGCGGGUGUGGGGUGACUGCAGCUGCAGGAAGAAGUAUUCUCAUGUGGAUCUGGUGGUGAUGGUGGAUGGCUAUGAGGGGGAAAAGGGCGCCGUGGUGGCUGGCAGCCGUGGCUACUUCCUUAAGGGCCCGCUGGUGUUUCUGGAGCAGGCGCUGAUCCAGUAUGCGCUGCAGAGCCUCCGUGCCCGGGGGUACACCCCGGUGUACACCCCCUUCUUCAUGCGCAAGGAGGUGAUGCAGGAGGUGGCCCAGCUCAGCCAGUUUGACGAGGAGCUUUACAAGGUGAUUGGGAAGGGCAGUGAGCGGGCGGAGGACAGUUCCAUCGAUGAGAAGUACCUGAUCGCCACGUCCGAGCAGCCGAUCGCCGCCCUGCACCGCGACGAGUGGCUGCGGCCGGAGGACCUGCCCCUCAAGUACGCGGGGCUCAGCACCUGCUUCCGCCAGGAGGUGGGGUCCCAUGGCCGGGACACCCGCGGCAUCUUCCGCGUCCACCAGUUUGAGAAGAUUGAGCAGUUUGUCUACUCCUCCCCCCAUGACAACAAAUCCUGGGAGAUAUUUGAGGAGAUGAUGGCCACAGCUGAGGAAUUCUACCAGUCCCUCGGGAUUCCCUACCACAUCGUCAACAUCGUCUCAGGCUCCCUGAACCAUGCAGCCAGCAAAAAACUGGAUCUGGAGGCUUGGUUCCCUGGCUCUGGCGCCUUCCGUGAGCUUGUCUCCUGUUCCAACUGCACUGACUACCAGGCCCGGCGCCUGCGCAUCCGCUAUGGCCAGACAAAGAAGAUGAUGGACAAGGUAGAGUUUGUGCACAUGCUGAAUGCCACCAUGUGCGCUACCACCCGCACCAUCUGCGCCAUCCUGGAGAACCACCAGACCCCUGAGGGCAUCCGCAUCCCUGAAAAGCUCCAAAACUUCAUGCCUCCAGACCUGCGGGAGCUGAUUCCAUUCAUCAAGCCGGCACCCAUUGAGCAGGAGCUCUCCAAGAAGCAGAAGAAGCAGCAGGAAGGAGGGGGCAAGAAGAAGGCAGGGGGGGGACGUGACCAGGUGCUGGAGGAGCAGAUGAAGAACAUGGAGGUCUGAGGGUGUCCCCCUGCACCCCAAGGACUUUGAGGGCCUCCCAAGUCAUCUCACCUUCAUUGCCAGGCUGUGCCCUUCAUCAUCGUCUUUUCUUGGAGGGGAGUCACCGUAUGUCCCCCCUGUUCCCACAAAGAACUGACACUGUCAGGGUGCUGCCCCUCUCCCUGUGUGUCCCCCUUACCCUGCUGAGUCGGGCUGCGAUUCCCCUGUGUCCCCCUCAUGCUGAGUGGUGCUGGGGACCCCCGUGCCCAUGUAACAUGACCGUCCUCCCUCCAAAAUAAAGCCAAGAGCUGCUGA